This is a messenger RNA of Phalaenopsis equestris, 1481 nucleotides long. RefSeq names its product metacaspase-1-like. The record is from RefSeq and is a predicted model, not a curated record. Gene Ontology annotation, molecular function: cysteine-type endopeptidase activity. The coding region runs from base 166 to 1305 and encodes 379 amino acids. Gene Ontology annotation, biological process: proteolysis. NCBI's taxonomy places the organism in Eukaryota, Viridiplantae, Streptophyta, Magnoliopsida, Asparagales, Orchidaceae. The transcript has 5 exons.
CCACCACCUAUCCGCAAGAAUAACAAAUAAAUCAACAUCAACCAAAGCAAAUGCAAAUCCCUUCAUACACCAAACCAUAUAGUCCCAAACAUACCAUUCCAUUCACCCGAGCACUCAAAGCACAGAUAAUCAGAUUCUCCACAAACCCAAAGGCGAACGAAAGCCAUGUUUGGCCGCAGCAGAUCAGAGCCGUGCGGCAGUUGCGGCAACCGCAUCCUCGUGCCACCACUCUCCUCCACGUUCUAUUGCCACUCCUGUCAAACGACGACAAGGCUCCAGAGUUCGCAUGACCGGAUUCGUCGCUUCAGAGGAUGGCUGAGGGGCAUGUUCUCAAAUGCAGUUUUCGGGUCUGGAUCUCAAAUGCAGUCUUCGUCUAUUGAUUACCGGCAGUGGGAAAUUGGAGAUAGGGUUGGGUCGGCGAUGAACUGGCCGGCGAGUUUUCCGGCAAAUCGAGCGAAGAAAAGGGCGGUUUUGGUGGGCGUGAGUUAUAGUCUCAAGUCGUAUCAGUUGAAGGGAACUGUUAAUGAUGUGAAGUGCAUGCGAUACUUUCUUUGUGAGAAGUUCCAGUUCACGGACGAUAGCAUCUUGGUUCUCACUGAGGAGGAAAGAGACCCGAGGCGGAUCCCGACGAAGGAAAACAUUCGAGCGGCAAUACGAUGGCUCGUAUGGGGCAACCGGCACGGCGACUCACUCGUCUUCCAUUUCUCCGGCCACGGAUCGCAGAAGCUCGACCUCUCGGGCGAUGAGGUCGACGGCUAUGCAGAAACCCUUUGUCCUGUUGACUACGAGGAGCAAGGGGUCAUCCUCGACGAUGAGCUCAACGCCACUCUUGUCCGCCCACUCUGUACAGGCGUCAAGCUCCACGCUAUCAUUGAUUCCUGCCACAGCGGCACGGUCCUCGACCUCCCCUAUCUCUGCCGGAUGUCCAGAGGGGGAUUCUUUCAAUGGGAAGAUCAUACCCCAAAAUCAGGCACAUUCAAAGGGACUUCUGGUGGGUUGGCUAUAUGUAUAAGUGGUUGUGAUGAUAAUCAGUCAGCUCAAGACACUCAGGCUCUAUCUGGCUCUGCCAUAACUGGUGCCAUGGUAUACAGUUUAAUUUAUGCAGUUGAAACUGAUCCUGGAACAACAUAUGGUCGCAUGCUCAGCAACAUGCGCUCUGUUAUUCGUGGGGCUGAUUCUUUUAUCGGGUUCAAUGGUCCAUUAGCCUCUUUUGUGAAAAGAGUGCUCAGUUAUGGAAUCAAACAGGAUCCUCAACUGUCGGCUUCCGAGAUAUUCGACAUUUAUCGGAAGCCUUUUCUCCUUUAAAAAAGUAAUAUGUUGUUAUGGCCGUUGUUAUUAUGUCCAUAUAUGUUUGCUUACUCAAAAAUACUAUCCACAUCAACUAGAAGUUUAUACGUUUGUUUUCUUGAAAAAUAAAUGAAAUUCACAUUACAGGAUAUGGGUAGAUUAUCAGAAUGUUCUUACCUCAUAUUUACUCAACA